GUGGAAUGUGGACUGCAAGUGGAAUCCAAUCAGCGCAUGUUGUGUGUACAAAAAGAAACGUCAAAACUGCAGCAAAAAUAAGCGAAAUAAGCCGUAAAAUAAGCCAAGCAACAACAACAUAAACAACUGGAUACCCGCAAAUAGCACAUUUGUUAACCAAAGAGCGGCCCCAAGCGAACCGCUCACCCCCAAAAGAAGCGGCGGCCCAAAAAUCGCCUAGAGCAGAGAAUCCACCAAAAAACCCCGCACACACACACGCACGCACACAUACGCGCGCAGCCAAAGGAGAGCUCUGAAGCUAAAAGCAACCAACGAAUUCCGCCAGAAGAAGCAGCAGCAAUUGGAACGCAGCGGUCCUCCGUCCCAUUGGAGCAGCGGGAUCCACACAGCCAGAGGCAACGCAGCCACGGCGAGAACAACAACCAGCAAGCAGCAGGCAGAUCAGCCCCAGUCACUAGUACCAGGAGACGCAAAAGCCAUUGCCAGGAUGAGCAUGGAGAAAGUAGCCAACAAGCAGUACGAGUCUAAAAUCUGGCCAGAUCUCGUCGACAGCGACGACAGCGAUGUGGAGAACGAGAUAGAUGUGGACAAGCUGCCUCCGCUGGAAGUCGGGCCCGGCGAGAAUCGUCUGCAGCACACAUACUGCCUCUGGUUCUCGCGCAAGGGGACGCAGCGGGCGGCCGCCGACUACAGCAAGUCGCUGCACGUGGUCGGCCGGUGCGCCAGCGUGCAGCAAUGGUGGUCACUCUACUCGCACCUCAUCCGGCCCACCGCCUUAAAGCCCUACCGGGAGCUCAGUCUAUUUAAGCAGGGCAUUAAGCCGAUGUGGGAGGAUCCGGCCAACAGCAAAGGUGGCCAAUGGGUGAUACGGCUGCGCAAGAACAAGAUUGAACGGGCCUGGGAGAAUGUGUGCAUGGCGAUGCUCGGCGAGCAGUUCCUCGUCGGCGACGAAAUAUGUGGGAUCGUUCUGCAGACAAAGUUUCCGGAGGAUAGCUUAUCAGUAUGGAACCGGACUGCCACUGAUAUGACCAGUACAACACGUAUCCGUGAUACGUUACGCAGGAUAUUAAAUAUACCUCUAACAACGGCAAUGGAAUAUAAGAUACACUGUGAUAGCCUUAAAUAUGUUUCAAUUAAUAAAGGCCCCUUGAAAAGCUGAAAUUCAGUGAAUAACUAUAAACAAAAGAAAAACAAAAACAAUAAUUACACAAACAGAUAAUAUAUAAGUCGCUAGAGAAAGCAGAAGAAACAGCCACAAAUUCAUCGACACAACAAAAACAGCCAACAGACAGACAGCAGCAAGCACACGAAGGGAACCAUCCAUCAUCAGGCUCAUGGAACUCGUAACCUUUAACCCGAAUCCAAAAACCUCGAAAACCGCCGCAUACACAACGAGACCCAGGACUUCAUCCACAGCGAAACAAAUUAAUAUUUAAGCGCCAAUAAGACAAAUCUUUGUAUUUUAAUCAGCUUACAAAGUGUGUGUAUAUAUGAAACGCCAUAAAUAUUUUAGUUUGUAUGUAUAAAGUUUACAUUAGGCAUUCCUCCCUAAUUAAAAAGUCAAAUCCCCCCUAACUACUGCCUGUAACAGAUGCCUCUCCAAUCUGGCCGUAUUUAUCUCUCUCUCUUAACUUACUUUAUUUUGUAUUACCCUAUACCUUAAUCUCCCCGAGAAGAAGAUUGGACCAUCUCUCCCGCAGGCGAGACCUUGUAUUGUAGCCUUAUUGAUUAUAGCCAUAGCCGGCCGGCAGCCAACACAACAACACAACAUAAUACACACACACACAAGUUAAUGAAUUAAUGAAACUGACACAUACACUAACUAGCCGAUACUGUAUUUAUCUGUUUGCAAUGAUUAUUUUUUUAAUUAAUGAUAAAACCCUGAAACUGAAUAAUCAAAUUGUUUUUGUUCUUGAAGAAAUACAAAAGUUUUUACGUGAAAAAAAGAGAAAAAACUAAAAACUGAAACUAAAAGCGAAA
Messenger RNA from Drosophila serrata, 1980 nucleotides. It is a transcript of the gene eIF4EHP, whose product is annotated as eukaryotic translation initiation factor 4E homologous protein. Gene Ontology annotation, cellular component: eukaryotic translation initiation factor 4F complex. Gene Ontology annotation, molecular function: RNA 7-methylguanosine cap binding; translation initiation factor activity. The record is from RefSeq and is a predicted model, not a curated record. Gene Ontology annotation, biological process: translational initiation. NCBI's taxonomy places the organism in Eukaryota, Metazoa, Arthropoda, Insecta, Diptera, Drosophilidae.